AUGGAGAAAAGGAGAGUGUUUGAUGGGGACCUCCUGAACUUCUCAUAUGUUUGUUUGUUUGUUUUCUUUGCAGAGUUUUGUCAAGAUCCUCCACCAAAGAUCAGUUAUGCCACCUUCAAAGCCCACUCAUACAAGAAUGGCACCAUAUUGCUCUGUGAAUGCAAGCUAGGCUUUCGCAGAAUAAGUAAUGCAUAUAUGCUUUGUACAGGAAACUCUAACCACACUUCCUGGGAAAACAAAUGUCAAUGUGCUUCCUCUAGGAACCCAGGAAAACCAGUUACACCUAAACCUGCAGAAGGGGAAGAAAGAAAAACCACAGAAAUGCAAAGUCAAAUGCAGCCUCUGGACCAUGUAAACCUUCUAGGUCACUGCAGGGAGCCUCCACCAUGGGAACAUGAAGCAAUGGAGAGAAAGUAUCAAUUUGUGGUGGGGCAGACAAUUCAAUACGAGUGCAUCGAGGGAUACGGGGUCCAACAGAGAGGCCCUGGCGAAAGCACUUGCAAAGUGAUCAAUGGAAGAGUAAAGUGGACACAGCCCCAGCUCACAUGCACAGAUGAAUUGAUUCCAGGUGAAGAAGAGGCUGAAUCAAGCACUGAGGCACUUCCUGAGAGUGAAACUUCUUGUCCCUCAAUAACAACAGUUUCUCAAAAACAUACAGAAGUAGUUACAACCAUGGAGACGUUCAUAUUCACUACAGAGUAUCAGAUUGCAGUGGCUGGUUGUAUUUUCCUGCUGAUCAGUAUCCUGCUUCUGAGUGGGUUCACCUGGCGACAGAAAUGGAGCUGGUCCAGGUUUAACUAUAAUAUAGUGCCCUCCGGGGAUAAAGCAAAAGCGAAAGCGAAUGUUAGUUGCGGGGCCGCUAGUCCGUGGGACCUGCGCUCACACUGCCCUUUCGGGUCCUUCGGCAUCUGCACGCGUCAGGCGCACCCAGUGCCUCCAGGGCCCGUGAGUGCGGCGGGCGCCCGGGCGGGUCUCGAGCGCCCGGAGGCGGCAGCUAAGAUUGAGCGUGCGGCCGGCGGGGGCGCGGCCGAGCGCCUCAGUCUAUGGCCGGGCGGGGGCUCCGGGGUUGCCGGGUCACCGCCCUCUCGACGCUGGCGCUGCUACUGCCGCUGCUGCUGCUGCUGCUCCAGCCGCAGGCGAUGCAUGGUAGGAGCAGGCGUGAGCCCCCCGCGGGGCUGCGGGAAGGGGCACCGUGCGCCCGAGGUGGUGGUAGAUAGCAGGGAGCGCCCCACCUAUUCCGGGAACAGAAGGUUGCGCCGCUCAGGCUGGGAGUCCAUUCCUAGAGGAAAGAGGUGUGAGGUGGGGAAGGGGAAAAGAGGGGCUCAGAGUCUCGAUCUCCGCCCCGCCUGGGGGACCGCGUGGCCACGGCACCCCACAUACCUUCAGAAGAGCCGCGGCCGCCGCCGCCGCCAGCGAGGUGCGGGCUGA
Molecule: messenger RNA, 1428 nt
Organism: Orycteropus afer afer
Lineage: Eukaryota; Metazoa; Chordata; Mammalia; Tubulidentata; Orycteropodidae
Source: RefSeq, a predicted model, not a curated record